UGGGUAGAUCAUCAAAAUAAAAACCCAGUAAUCACUAUAUUUUCCUUAUUUUUUUGUUGUCCAAUUUUAAUACACUAUCAAGUAAAAAGGAUCGAAGAUUGUGAACCAAAUUUAUGCAAGAUGCCUUAUCUAUACGGAAUAGCGGACACCAAGUUCCUUCACCAGAAGGUGAAAACGAAGGUCAAGGUCCGUUCGGAGAUGCCGCCCACAAAGUUUCGACGGAACGAUUUCCUCAAGGGUUGCCCCAAAUACGAUAAGGACGACGUACCCAUACAGUUCAGAACAUCUCCCGAUUCUCUCGUAGAGCUGUGUUCCAUUGUGGUGGAUAAGCUGCCAAUACCAUCGAUCUUCGAGUGGGAUGAUAUGGAUAUCAGGCGUUGGAUUAAUGGAUAUGGUUAUCCUCAGUAUAUGAACACCUUUCGUGUGAAUAUGAUCACGGGACGAAAGCUGCUCCUGCUGGACGCCACUGCUCUGUGUGCCAUGAACAUCAAGGACUUCGAUCACAUCCGGCAUAUAACCUAUGCUAUUCGGAUGCUGUUCCACUUCGAGCUGACCAAGUUCUCCUCCAGUAUUUCACUGCCGGAUGAGAAGCCCAACGAGCUGUACUUGAUGUUCCACACGCAGACUGGAGUUAACUACGAUGAGGUGCGGAGGUCGGAUCUCUAUCGAAGGAUGCAGAUCCUCCGGGAGAGGGCCCGCAACUUAGAUCACUGGGAUCUGCUAUAUCUGUGGUUGCGCAGGGAGCAGGAGCGCAAGUACAAGGAGCUAAUCGGAAUGGUUCCGCGGGCCAAGAUGUACAAGUGCGAUACGGAGGUGGUGAAGCCGGAGCAGUCGCCACCGGAAAUGGAACUCGAGGAGCUCAUGUGCAUGACUUGCAUCCCGCCCUGCGAUUGCGACUGGACAGAACGGGAUCUCCGGCUGCCAUGGCGAAUGGAGUGCCUGGCUCCCCUGCUGGCCACCACCAUGAGCAAGUGGAACUCCAUGCAGGCCCAGUGCCCCGUAUGCAUCCCGCCCUGCGAGUGCCGCUGGCCACCGCGCUACUACCUCACGGGCACCGUCAUCCGGUGCCUGCAGCAGCGCUUCCCGGAGAAGUUCUGCCCCAUCUUCGACGAGCGCUACCGGGCCUCACCGCGUCCCAGUCUCGUGGAGCGCUGGACCCGCUUCUCCAUUUGAUUCGGAUCAUCUGGAUACUAUAAAUGUAUUUAUUUUAUAUGGGCUGUAUUUCGGAUCGCUGAUC
Messenger RNA from Drosophila subpulchrella, 1237 nucleotides. RefSeq lists its product as uncharacterized. The transcript is spliced from 2 exons. The record is from RefSeq and is a predicted model, not a curated record. Bases 121 to 1173 code for a protein of 350 amino acids. NCBI's taxonomy places the organism in Eukaryota, Metazoa, Arthropoda, Insecta, Diptera, Drosophilidae. Gene Ontology annotation, molecular function: protein binding.